Molecule: messenger RNA, 5793 nt
Organism: Bemisia tabaci
Lineage: Eukaryota; Metazoa; Arthropoda; Insecta; Hemiptera; Aleyrodidae
Source: RefSeq, a predicted model, not a curated record
GAUUCGGAUUUGUAAAAGAAAAAUCGUCUGAAACACGAGGAAAAGAAUGAAAUUCAUCGGAAGAUGAAAAAUUAAAUUUCAGUAGACACCCGGAGUCGGAGUGGAAUUGAUAAGCAGAGCACUGCGGCGGGGAAAAGUCGAGCGGACAGGUAUACACCGAGUUAAUUGGCGAUCAGCUGGAAUGAAUGAGACGCGUGUUACGACGGGAGCGGACGUUGCGGGGGCGGGGGAAAAGGCGAGAAAAGUUGCGAGUCCGGAGCGAGAGCGUGAGUGGCUGCAUUCGCAAGGUUGCGGCCUUUGUGGGUGUCCGUGCCCCGCUCUCGGCUGCGGCGGCGUCGCGUUCGCGCCCGCGCUCGCGCCGGCCCGGUUAUUGAGCGAUGCGCGAGUCGCCCUGCGUGCGUUGCCGCUCGAAACGCAGCGCUCCAGCCCGCCCUGGCUCAGUGCCGCGGACAAGGACGACCCCGACUCCUCCGCAUCCUUGAGCAUCCCCAAAACAAACCGACAGGCUCUCCGUGCGCUCCUCCGAAUCCUCGGGCCCCGAAAUGCGCCCCCACAGUUCGCGUCGCGUCGCUCCCCCGUCGACGGCGAGUAUUCCAUCGAGUGCGGGCCCGAGCCAGGUGCUGCUCUUCUGAGGACCCGAGCAAGGAUCCGAGUCGCCAGGAUCGUCUUGGCCGACCUCUUCGUCGACCCGUACGUUAGUGACUGUGUGUUUGACUCUCGAUGUCUAGAUGCUACCGUUAGAGUGUGCGAGGAGAUUUUCGGGCGGCUGUCGCCCGCAGCUGUGGCAGAGGGUGUCCCGACGCGGGGGAGGCCCGCUCUGCUCCUGGAGCCUCGAUUGACCAACGAACCCCGUUCAAACACCGAUCUCAACCCCAGCGAAUUAGGCGAGAGCCCGUUCGCACGCAGUGAUAUUCGCGGCGGUAAACUACCUCAAUCUAUUUAUGCAUGUGAUAUAGAGCCAAGUUCGUUCAAUUUUCUAGAGAACCCCAUACUGAGCGACGGUUUCAAGUCGUUCCUGGUAAACUGCAUCAACGAUGAUAAAACCCCAUUUUGUGAUCAGCUGUUUUUCCGGCUGCUUUUCUACCUAAACGUUAUUGGAUUGAAUUUGCUUUCGCGCUUCGGAGAGUUCGCCCGCGAGAGGAACGAUGCGCUCCCCUGGAAGUUAACUAAAGAGGUGACGAACGAUUACAAUUUCAAUAAUAUUCCUGUCUAUCGGGACUGUUAUCAAGACAGAGCCAGUCCGUUAGAAAAGAAUGACUCGCCAGCGACCUCAGAAAAUAAAACGCCUCAGCGAGAAAGCGAAGGGUGUCCGAGCCUCGAGGAUGACAUCUUGAGGAACCAAAAUUUUCCACGAAAGGAAAAGUCUCAGUCCGUAGUGCAAGAGGAAAAAAAGGAGAGAGUGAACCCCAAACCUGAAUACGAUGAUGCGAGGGUGCGAGAGUCGGACCCUUUCCCCACUUUGAUCGACUCGAAUUGCGAUCAACUCGUCGAGAGGGGUUGCGAAAUCAAUCACAGCGAGGCGCAGAGCCUUGAUUUCAUUAGGGAUUUAAUCCCUUGCUACGAGCAGCUUUCUCGAACGGAUGAGGCAUUACGGGGACAAAUCGAGGCAGAACCCCACUGCGUAGCACCCCAACUGGAAGCUAGUCCUCAGGCCCAUCAAACGACAGGUAGAUUGAAUUUUAAUUUCGAGCCGAAUUCCCCUCAAGCGUCGAGGGAUCUGGGAGGUUUGUCACCUCCGAGAGGCGAGGAUUUCGAGUGGUGGAACCAGACUGAAGGGAGGUGGAAUUCGCGGGUCUACAUGAACGCGAUGAGGCAGAAGAGCCCUCCGGACGCGGGACGCGAAGAUGGUAGCGCCGCGGGCGCGGAAAAGGUGCUCAAGUCGGCGCUGAAGCGGGGCGCCAAGAAAUCCGGUCACCGAGUGAAAUUCGACGAGAGCCUCAACAAGUUCUUCGACGCGGAUUACGUCAUCCUGGUGCGCGAGGACUCCGAGUUCGAGGACCGGUUCGGCGAGGUGUGCGAGUGCGGCGACGAGUUCUGCGACGGUCGCUACUACGAGGACGAGGAAAGUGACGACGAUGACUUCAUCCUCUCCAACUGCCCGUGUCCCCACGGCCACGACGACGGAUGCGGGGACCACAACCAGGGCUCGAACCGGUUCCGGCCCAACUCCCGCAUGGGGCCCGGCUACGAGUUCCCGAUUCCGGGGCCCGGCCCCGGCGGGUGCGGGAGCACUUUCGAGCCCCCGCUGGAAUUCGUCGACGUCGAGCAAGACGUCACUCUGAGCCCCCCCGACGGUUACAAGGACGGCUGUUGCUCCCAUCGAUUUCCGGAGUCGAGCGAACCUGUCAUUCACGCUCACCUGAAUGCCCAUCAAAAGUUCGAGAGAGACCAGGAUUCAGUUGGUUCUAUCAGUUCAACGAUAAAUCAAGAAUCCAAAGCAAGUGAAACACAUGUCCGGAGUCUUCAGAGCAACAAUGAAGCCUCGGAGCUUCAUCGAGAAGAAGAGCCAAAUUUCAGGAAUGAGGAACAAGAAAAACCAAAUUUUGUACCUGAAACAACUUCUUCGAAGUUUUCAAAUUUGUAUAGCCAAGGAAAACUUUCUCCAAACUCUUUAGAAAGAAAUUUAGGCUUAAAACUACGAACUUUGAACUCGAGUCAAAGUUUGAAACCAAACUCGGCUGUGCGUCAACUCUUCCCUUCAUCAAACUUCAUUCUACCCCCCCAAUUUGCACAAAAAUCCCCAGAUUUAGAGGAGGCUUCCUUAGGUAAUAGUUACGCUAGAUUUGUGCCAAAUUCUUCGUUAUUUCAUACAUAUACAUCAAUAGAAAAUGAUGAGGACGAUGAUGAUGAUGGUCUGUUAGGAAACAAUCUUUUCAAGAAAACAAUUGAAAAAAAUAGUCUUCGUAGAAGUUUAAUUAGAUACCCUAAAGAUUAUAGAAAAAGGAAAUGUAAAAGAAUUGGCAGUGAAAACUCACUGACUGAGAGGAUUAAGAAACUAACUUGUGAUAUAGAUGAUGAAGAGAAUGCAGUCUCAAAUCAAAAUGAACCUGAACAAAGCAAGUCUCAACUACAAGAGGAAAAUGAGAAUAGACAGACACAACAAACUCAGCCUCUGUACUCCAAUGAAGUAACAACAAUUUUGAGUCCUGAGAGGGCUGAAAAAGUAGAAAAACCAAUGAUGACCACUCAAUCAUCAUCAACUUCUUCAACCAUGUCUUCCACCUAUAAAAAGUUGACUGACCUUUUUAGUAGAAAAUCAGAAAAGUGUGAUACUAAUUCCGCUGCAGGGACACGAAACACGGACCAGCAUCAUCAUUCUCUGUACAGACCAGUCUAUCAAACAGCUCCUGAUCUUGGAAAUGGAUUAAAUAUCUCGAAUAAAUACCCGGUAACAAAAGGAUCAACGGAGGCAAGGAAACAAUUUUUGUCAUCUUUAGCACCUUUGACUGCUUGUGUUUCUGGUAACUUUGAGCCAUCCUCUCCUCAUGGACCACUCUCACUAAAUCUGAGCGGGAACAGAAAUUCAGUUGCAAGUGUUGAUUCCAACAUGAGCUCUGAAUACAGUGUGAACGAUAUUGAUGAAGCUUUAGGCAGAGCACGCACUGAGCCCCCGAAACUUGCACCUCAGCCAGAUGUAAUAGCUGGCACACCUGCAGGAAACUCAGAUGCUGGCAACAAUGAUGAGCUCGCAUUGUUUGUGCAACAAGACGCAGGUCGUAUCGAACGGAUCAAAAAUAGAUACACUGGAUCCACAAAUGGAGAUUCAGAUGAGGAUAAUGAUGAUUAUGGAUUUCAUCGGAGGCCAUCAGUCAGAGGUAUUAAACCACGCUUUGGUUCAACAACAGAGAUAAUCCAACAAAUUCAAUCCCAGCUACAACCACCUGCUGCUCUGAACCCAGCAAAUAUCGGGAGUCACAUGACCUGGCCAUAUUAUACAGUAGAGCAAAAAUCAUUUGUUACCAGUGAUACAAGUAAUACUUUGAUAACAACUGAUACAGCAUAUUCCAGAAAUCACCCGAAUAAACUGAUUACCAGCACAGAAUCUAGUCCAGAGGGUAUGAUUAAUCAAUCUAUUCCAUAUGCAAAUCGCUAUUCUGCCCGUGCUUCUAACAUAAUGUACCAACAAGACCUUCUUGCAACAAGUCGAGAUUGUCCCAUUUAUAGAAACCAGAGGAUGGUUCAAAUGCAUCUUUCUCCACUUCCAGCUAGUCAACAAGUGAGGUUCUCUGCGCCGGGUCCUCAGUUCAAACAUGAGGUUUCGUCACACUACUUGGUACAAGCUCCGCAAUCUGGUAUUACCUCAAUAAUUCAUGUGGAGCAGGGUCAACAGCAGACAAUCCGUGUGCCAUAUCCUACCAGUGGUCCAGUUCAAGUACAUCUACAAACCUCGCGACGUAGUGAGAGUCCUAUUUUGCAAAACCAGCACUCUAUCUCUGUGCGAAGCACACAGACAUCAGCAAUGCCCUAUUAUGAUCCUAAACCACCGCCUCCUUACUACAAUUAUGGACCUUUGGUUUACGUAGAUCAUACUAGACCUGGCCUCCCUCCUAACAACUGUGUAAAUUCGAAUUUAGGCUCUCCUUUGUCUUCUGUGACAUCUUCGCCCACCAAGUCUAAGCCAGAGACUAGUCUUUGUGCUGAGCGAGGAGUGCCAGAGGGAGCAGCGAGUGUGCCGCUUAACUAUCAACAAGAUCCUUUAUACUCAGUUCCGGUCCCUCCGAUGAGCCAAGAAACUCUCAUAACUCUAACUCCGACUUCACAACCUAAUUCAUCAGUUUAUUAUGCUAUGAAUGUUUGACACAACGAGAACUUUUAUAACUAUUCAUACUCUUAUAACCACAUUUCGUACCAAGACAAAUAACGAUGAAAGGAGAAAGAUUCAUCUCAGGUCAACGCACUUUUCGGCAUAAUAGUUGUUCUUGUUUUUUUCAAUUGUUGUUACUGUUGUUAUUGUUAAAAAAUCAGUCGUUAAAUAUGUAAUAUAGGUAUAAAUACAUUAAUUUCUUUACUUCAGAAUCUUUUGUAAAUUAUGUAAUGGAUGAUGCAUUCAAUUUAUUAGUGAUAACAUUUUUUCUUUUACUCUGAAAUUUAUUUUCUUUUUUCCUUUUUGAAGAUUUUAUGUACUUACAAAAUUAGAUUUUGUUUGUUUCUGAGAAAAUCUCAUGGAGCACAUUUGAAGGAAACAGGAGAAAAAUGAGAUAGUAGAUUUAUGACCAUUAUAAUUUACGAGGGAACAAAGCUAGGUUCGUGCCCAGAGGAGAUGAUCGUGAGCGGCAAAUACAUCUCUGAAUCUAUAAUUGCAUGAGUUUUAUUUUCUUUCUUUUAAUUAAGACUAAAUACAUCUCACUAUAAAUAUCUGGAUAAUCUGCUGAGUGGCACAAACAUUUUUACUUAGGUUUUACCUAUUUUUCUUUCUCUUUCGACUUGGACUCAAAAUUACUCAUUGACAACAAUAUAUAUCCUACAUUUUACUGGCGGUUACCUACACACACCUCCUAGUUAAUAACAUACUAAAAGAAGUGACUUGCCACGGUAGAACCGCAAACCUUUCUAAUUGCAUCAUUUUGUAGUUUUUCUUGAUGAUUUUUUGUGCUUAAACAUCAGCAUGAGGGGAGGAGAUCUUCGCAAUUAAUUUUCUUUAUAUGAAUCCUACGAAGUACAAAUUUUUUCCUGGAUAAGUAUCAAUACAAUUAAUAAAAAUGUUACAGAAAAUAGCUUGUCUCUUUUUCUCCUGCAUUCUUCAUUAGAUUAGUCAAACAAAGAUGAUAUAAAUAAAAUAUUAAAAAUUUGUUA